Molecule: messenger RNA, 6378 nt
Organism: Zerene cesonia (dogface butterfly)
Lineage: Eukaryota; Metazoa; Arthropoda; Insecta; Lepidoptera; Pieridae
Gene: Apaf-1
Exons: 21
Coding region: 195-4652 (1485 amino acids)
Biological process (GO): regulation of apoptotic process
Molecular function (GO): ADP binding; protein binding
Source: RefSeq, a predicted model, not a curated record
UUUUUAAUCUGAAACACAACUAUGUAGUGUUUGUUUGCUUUGUUGUUGUGGUGUAAUUUUAACGUUAUGAUAAAUGGAAAUAGUGUUCUUUUAAAUUAUUGUAUUAGUUGACGAAAUCGAGAAAUAAUUUCCAACCCUACUAAAGACGAUCGAAUUAUAUGAACAUUUACAGGGAUGAUUGAGAAUCAGUCAAAAUGGAUAUUAGAAAUCGGAUGUUAUUGCAACAACAUCAGCAGUUAAUUGUGAAUGAUCUGGACGUCAGAUACAUACUAGACGAAUUGUUUAGUAAACAAGCUAUCUCACAUAAGGAUUUCGAUCAUAUUUACCAACUGAAUGAUAGAGCCGACAGGGUCCGUUUUUUGAUAAAGUCAAUCCUUCAAAAUGGCAACAACAGUGCGUACGACGCCUUCGUAGACAGCUUGGCGAAAGACUACAAUUGGAUAUGGAAGAAGUUCGCUCUAGCUGACAGCAAAGCGAUGAUUGAAGAUAGCUUUGAGGAUAGCAUCAGUAGGGGGGAUGUGCCUCGGCUGCCUGAUCAUUUCGUUAGAAGGAUUGCUGUGGAGGAAGAUGUAGCAAAUAAAUUAAAAACAUUAACUCGUCACAAAAUCCUGGCCCUCCAUGGUAUGUCCGGCUCAGGCAAGACCUGUGUGGCCAUCAGUGUGCUCCGGAACAAUCCAGAACUCGUCACCGAUGACUUCAAUGGCGUCGUGUUUUGGCGCAAUCUGGGCAAUUGUAAGACUGAAGAUGAUAUCAUCGCUCAACAGAAUAAGUUAUACCGUAAGGCAUCAAUAUUAUGUAAUCAAUCAAACAAUUCAUUCAUGAAUUCAUCUAUAUCGAUGUCCAGUAUCGGCUCCAACGCAGACUCCGUAUCUAGCUCCGACUGGACUUGCCAAGAGCUGAAAGAUAGAUUGCGAGCUAUGUUCUCAGAUCCAGCUCUCAAGAAAGCCCUAUUGGUUUUAGAUGAAGUGAAUGAAAAGAAAUGUUUGGAGGCGUUUGAUAUUGGCUGUAAGAUUUUAGUAACCACAAGGGAUACAGAUGUAAUAUGUACUUUUCAUCCGCAGAUUGUUAAAAUAGAAAACCAUUUCACCGAAGAGGAGUCUCUAUCGCUGCUCUCAUCAUGCAUAGACGUACCAGAGUCAAAGCUACCUAGGCAAGCGAAGAGAUUGCACGAGAUAUGCAAGGGCAGUCCCUUUCAUAUCGCGCUAAUUGGCGCUGAGUUGGCCGAGAAUAAGGAGAGAUUGGUCCAUGAUACGAGGCAUUGGAACUAUUAUUUAAACAAGCUGGAGAAGAAGGAGUUUUUCUUUUUAACAAAACAAAACGGCAAUCCAAUGAAGCCGAUAGAAAUGUGCAUUAACUCACUGAAACCAGACAUUUUACCGCUAUUUAAAAUGCUCUCAAUCUUACCGGACAACGCUAAAGUAUCGGCCAAAGUUCUCAGCAAACUGUGGAAUAGAGACAUAAGCAAAGUCGAAAGUAUUAUGAAACAGUUACGAAGCAAAUCGCUCAUAAUCGAAUUCUACGAUCAAGAACAAAGGAAUUAUAUAUAUGAAGUACAUGACUUAAUCAUGAACUACUUGAAAACUACAGUCACGGAGGAUGAAGUGAGAAAAUUGCAUAGAGAUUUCCUAAAGAGUUACAAGUAUGAUGCGGAUAAUGCGCCGGAAGAAAUAGAAGAUGACGGAUAUAUAGCGUUCUAUAUCGGCUAUCAUUUGUUUCACACGCAAAAUUUGAACAAACUAUGGAGUUUGUUCGGUAAACUGUUUUUGGAUCUCAAAUUCUUGGGAAAUAAAGUCAGGUUGACCGGACCGGCUGAUGUUAUAUUGGAUUUGCGAAAAUAUGAAGAUUACAUUGUUGAUGGGGAAUUAGACAAGGAACUACUAUACAGCAUCAGACUGUAUCUGAGCACCCACGGAACGGACUUAUACCGCUCCCCCAGUACGGAUAUAGUGCAAAGUAUCUUGCAACAUGAGAGUAAAGGCAUCCUAUAUACAAAAGCGUCGUCUAUUGCGCAACAGGGAUGCGACAAAAACGAAGUCUAUUUCGAAUUUCUGCAUGAGCAGAAUGUGGAAGAAAUAAAACACACAACGAUAGAUGCCAAAGAGAUAAUUACAACAGUCUGCUUUCUAAGGAAUUACGUAAUGGCGGGUACUGUUACUGGUGCUAUAAAGUUCUUCGAGAUAUCAACGAACAAGCUGAAGAAGGAGGUGCAGUGCGGCGCGGGCGCGCUGCGCUGGGUGGGCGUGUGCCCCGCCAGCCCGGCGCGCGCCGCCGCGCUGGCGGCCGACGGCGCGCUCGCGCUCUACUACCUGGACGAGCUCGACUGGGACGCGGACGCGGACGCGGACGUUAUAGAGGAGGAAAACGAAGAACCAUUAAACAACAACGACGCAAUAAACACAGUGAUACAACCGAAACUGGGGCCCUUUCUAUCCUGCCGUUGGGCAAACACAGACGAGCUGAUCAUCACGCACACAGCCAAAGAGAUCAUCAUAUACAAGACGAACGGACAAGUGCAUUAUUUCAUAGACAAUUUGUAUAGAAACAGUGAUAUGUUGUGUUGUGUUUUGUGCAACUUCGACAAGCACGCGAUCGUGGCUAGUGCGGGCGUGAGCACGUACACGUUGGAUGUGAUUGAUUUGAAAACGAAGACGAGACACAGUUUUGCGGAGACCGGCUUGGUCUUGGAUAUAUUGGUUGUUUCUGAUAACAAAAUAAUAACACUAAAAGAAAAAGAAAUAUCAGAAUUCGACUGUAAAAUGAGUACCUAUAUAAAGCAAACGUGCACAACAUGCAAUGGCAGGGUUAUAAUAACAGCUCAAAGUAUAAAACCUAACAUGUCCUUCUUAUCAAUGGCUGUGAACAAAUCUGGUACUUUAAUGUUUGUAUCAACGGACGAUAGCAGAGUACUGUGUAUUGAUCUUAAGACUUCAACUCAUAUAUUUGAUUUGGAAAAUCGGAGAGGCAAUGUAGUAACAAUGGCGAUGAGCGAAUUCCUAAUGGACGACUUCGAGCCCGGUUCCGAUGUGCUGUUAACAGGCACCGGCACUAUUGAGAACUCUCUGAAAGUGUGGUUCUUAGACCCCUCGUUUGUGUCCCAGAAUGCUCAUAAGAACGCCAAGGUCCGCCUAACAACGAAAUUCGACGCAAGUUUCAUAGCGACACUCUCGCCGCACACACCCACACAGGCGAACAGCUCGCCGCACAGCACGCACACUACGCCGCAGCGGCACCAAUCCUUCGCCAGCGCUAAGGAGGUUAAGAAAAUACUGAAAAGCACUAUGAGUCUGGACAGGCAUAUGCUGAAACCGCUCAACUUGAAAGGAAUAUGUAAUGGGAGUGAGAGCACGGCUCUGCCGCUGCUGGCUGUGGUCGAUGAUAAGAAUAACAUACAGGUGAUGCGCGGUCGAAAAAUAUUAACAGAAAUAUCAACAGACACUGAUGAAAUCAUAACAACACUGAAAAUAUCCCCCUGCAACCAGCACGUAAUAUACGGCCUGCAAUCCGGCAUCGUCCGCAAAUUCUCCCUCCGCACUAAAGAGAACAUCGACAUCAUGGACGUGUAUAGUCCCGUGAAGUAUUUGAAUUUUGUGAACGCUGACAUUCUGAUAGUAGCGGGGAAGAACCGGUGCAUUAUGGCGUACAGGCUGAUGGAGAACGGCGAUUGGAAACCGGAAAUGUUGCAGCGGGGCAAUUGUAACCUGGGUUCACAGGAGUUGCUUAAUAAUUGGCAGGGCGUUAAGAAAAAGCAAGGCGACCAAAUAUCAAACUCAAGUAGCGAAAUGAGUAUGACAUCCCGGUCCAUUGUGGAUAAUAAAGUAUUCAAACCCAGUAACCUCGUAGACUGCUAUUGGUUGAAGGAUAUAGGUCUGAUCACCAUCGAAUCAAAUGCAACCAUAAAGUUAUGGGAUGAAGAACUAAAAUUGGCCAGUGUGUUGAAUGGGAAGCAGGCAGAUGUCUGUAUACGGUGUUCGGCGUUCGAAAAGGACGUGCUUGUUAUAUGCGAUGACCGUAACUUGGCGUUUCAGACCUUCGAAUUAAAGAAACAGGAUCACGUGUCGUUACGAGUGAUACAAGAGAGUCAGCUCAACAACAGGAUCACUUGCUGCGCGCUCAACGAAGAUGGCCAUAUGUUGGCUUUGGGUCUCGAUUCAGGAGAUGUCGCGAUAUGGAACGUGCUGCUGAAGCGGCAGGUGCGGCUGCUGAAGCAGCACAAGAGCAAGGUGCAGUGGUGCGGGUUCGCGGGCGCGCCGCCGCUCGUGCUGCUCACGCUCGCCGCCGACCUCGUGUGGUGGGACGUCACCUACCUCAUUAGGAACAAGCCGAGUCGCGGCUGGAAGGGCAACUGGAACGUAGUGACACCGAUAGCCAGCCCAUUGGAGCCCAAGACCGGUCUCACGCCCAACGACAGUAACUCGAACACGCGUUUCUUCUUCGGCGACAAUCCACUGGACCCGCAUUAUCACUGGAAACUGCACUGGAAAGGGAAGACUUGCAAAGAAGGAUCGAAACGUAAGGAGAUACUCGCCUGCAUAAAGCUGUACGGUAUGUACGCUAAAUCACUCCGCCACGACGAGAAGUUCUGCUGUUUUGUCACCGUUGACAAUACUGGUCAUAUCCAUAUUAUGACACUGAUGGACUCUCAAUCAUCUUAAAUUAUGAAUGAUGUAUUUUCAUAACGAAUAUUACAGAAUUCUCGUAGUUACACUGAUAAUUCUUAAGUGUGUCUCCGAAUCUGGAAUUUAACUAUAUGAAAAUAAUAUACAGUCAACUAUUAUGUGAUGAGUCAUGGAUACCUGUGAUUUUGUCAAUUUAAUAAUUGCGGGGUCAAUCGUUCUACGCGUUUUAGUAAUUAUUCCAUUUUCAGUGAUAACAAUGUUAUAUUUAAUCAUUCCAGUUAGAAUGCAGCGUUUGUUGAUAAAAAAAAAAUAAAAAUUUACAUAUUAUUGACCCACAACAUAUUGCUCCAAGUCAUUUGUCUCAAAAUUGUAUUUUAGGUAAUGUUUAAUUAAUACUGAUCAGUUAUUAUAACUUAUUUUAUAUAAUGCUUUAAGCUUCAUCGAAAGAUAUUUUCAAUGUGCUCUCUGAUCUCAUUUACGAGCAAAUAUAAAUGUUUAAUUGUUUAGAUAAUUUUUUUAAUCAUAAUUUUAUAAUUUAGAACAAUUUUUAGUAGAAUAGCUGUCAUUUUUUUAUUUCAUAAUUUCAAAGCAACGAAUUGUGCUCUGACAAUGGUUUUAGUAAAAUUUUAGUUAUUCGUAGCUUUGUAGCUCUAUUGAUACACAUAAUUUAGUAUAGCGCUUUUUACAUUCUCAUGGUUAUGUUAUAUUAGCUUUAUCUAUGAACAAAAUGUGAGGUUGUCUAUUCUAGCAUAUAUAUUGGACAUUUUUUGAUGGUAAUACAUAUCUCAGCAUCAUCUUCGUUACUUUAACUAUGUCUUCCAAUGCAUUUUAAUCUUGUAACUAAAUAGGCUGGCAAAAAUGAAUCUUUGAAAUAAGUGCUUGUUCAAUUUCAAAGUCAACGCACAUUAAAAGUGAUAGGUUUAUAUGCUUUUAAAAGUGGCACUUGUAAAUAUAAUGUUGCCUUAAAUAAGCAAUGAUAGUAUGAUUAAUAUUUGAACCCACCACUGCUUAUAAGACAGAUUAUAGUAUUCUCCGAAAUGGCUGUUGGCCGUUAAAUUUUGAUAAAUUAUUACAAAUACGUAAAAUAUACAUUACGUUAUGUAAAAAAAAUAUGUGUAACUUGUUAUUAUAUUGCUUGGAUGUAUAAAUCCUAUUACAGAAAAUGAAGAAAUAAACUAAAUUUCAAACACUGCCUAUACAACCGUCCCAUAAAAUGAACAAUUUUGUAUUUAUACAUUCAACAUGCCAAUUAAAAUGUGCCAUUUUUGGUAGAAUACAGUAAUAGUUGUAAAUAAUAAAGGUAUAGAUUGUAAGCCUUAUAGUACAUGUUGGUGAGAUUUAAAGCGAUGUAAGGUCAAAUUAUGGUGCUAUAAGUGAUUGAAGUUUAUCUCAAUUUAUAUUUAAGAGAUUUGUUAACAUGUAGCUCAUAAGGAAUAACAUAUUAUGUAAUGUAUAAUGCUCAAUUUUUUUUGCAUUUUCUUUUCUGUUCCUAAUUUUUUAUACAAUUUAUUCAUUUUCUCCGUCAUGACAUUUUUAUUAUUAUUAAAUGACAAUUGUUAUAAGUACAUUGUUUUACUUUUUAUAAAAUAAUGUUAAUUUCUUGUCACAAUUCAAUUCUAUUUAAAAUAUUGAAUUAUAUAGCGUAAAAUUAACAUGAUCUAUCAUUUUAUCAUACUGUAAUGCUGGUUGAAGUUAUAUAUUAUAUUUUUAGAUUUUUUAGAUAAUACUUUAUUUUGUGAAAUAUUCUUUACUUUUAAUAAUA